CUUGUAGUCAUUGUAAGCCAGCAAGUCACAGUGAGGCGCGGCCAGGCAGACUUUGUGAGAGCGUUGCAAAUUGUGAUGAGUAAAAGCAUUAGGCGACUCAGCUACUGAUAUAGCCAGGGUGUGUGUGUGUGUGAGCGCGCGCGAGAGCGAGGGAGAGAGCGAGAGAGAGAAAAGAGUGAGGAGAAAAGGGAAGAAGGAAAAAAGGAAGGGAAAAGAAAGAGGAUACUUCAAUCAUGCUGUGCUGCAUCAGGAGAACAAAACCGGUUGAGAAGAAUGAAGAGGCUGACCUGAAAAUCGAGCAGGAUGCCAAUAAACCAGAGGACAAAGCCCACAAGGCUGCCACCAAAAUCCAGGCCAGCUUCCGUGGACACAUAAUCCGAAAAAAGCUUAAGGAUGAGAAGAAGGAGGACAGUCCCGCGAUCCAAGAGGGAGCAACGGAGGGAGAGGAGAAGAAGGAGAAGGCCUCUCCGGUGACCGAGUCGGCCGCCGCGCCUGCGGCUGAACAUAACGCAGCAACAAGUGAAGCCAAAAGCCCGGAGGCGGAAAAGGCAGCGAACACCCCCGUAGCCGCCGCGACCUCUCCUGCCGAUGACGCCCCCUCCGAACCCAGGAAAGAGGAGGCCCAGCCGGAGGCGGCCGCAGAUGCUAAAGAAAAGUCCAAAGAGGUGAAGGAGGAGGAGGCGGAGCUGGCGAGCGAAAACAAAGAGCCCGCCCCUGCCGCUAAGGAGGACACCGCUACUAGCGAUAAGAACGCCCCAUCGGCGAAAGGUGUGGAGAGCGAGGAAAAGGAGGAACCCAAACAAGCCGACGUGCCUGCUGCCAACGAUAGUGAGACAACAGCCAACAAGGCCCAAAGUGAAGAGAGUGAGUCUGGCCAGCCACAAGAACAAGAUGCUGCAGAAGAGUCCAAGCCAACUGAAAAUGCUGCCCAAGUAGAGGAAGGCAAGGAUGAAGAGAAGGCUGACAAAGACAAAGUCUAAAAAAAGAAAAGGAUUAAAAACAAAAAGAAAAGGUUGCUCUAAGCCUACUGAUUGUGAGGACCGUCAAUUUUUAUUUAAUUGUUUUUAAUUCUGUUUUUGUGUGGCAAUGAUUUUCUAAAAAUGGGGGAGUUCCCACAGUCAGUUUUUGGCUCAAGCUAGCGUCAGCUUGUGUUCGUGUUUCAGUGCAAAGUUAGAUGGUUAACCAAUGUCAGGCCAAACUCCAAUUUCUGCCUGUGUCAAGCAACACUACCAGAAAAAAACAGUUCCUUCACCUUGAGUUGAUCAAGGCUGUUUACAUAGUAUUUGAAUUGCCUCUGGUUGAUAAUUAUCACCCCUUAAAGUGGUGAUUUCAGUAUGCAAUUGAGUGCAGUUUUUCAGGAGCAAAGUUU
Messenger RNA from Megalops cyprinoides (Indo-Pacific tarpon), 1369 nucleotides. It is a transcript of the gene gap43, whose product is annotated as growth associated protein 43. Gene Ontology annotation, biological process: regulation of growth. NCBI's taxonomy places the organism in Eukaryota, Metazoa, Chordata, Actinopteri, Elopiformes, Megalopidae. The record is from RefSeq and is a predicted model, not a curated record. Gene Ontology annotation, molecular function: protein binding. The transcript is spliced from 3 exons. The coding region runs from base 234 to 980 and encodes 248 amino acids.